Molecule: messenger RNA, 1634 nt
Organism: Cokeromyces recurvatus
Lineage: Eukaryota; Fungi; Mucoromycota; Mucoromycetes; Mucorales; Mucoraceae
Exons: 6
Coding region: 57-1571 (504 amino acids)
Biological process (GO): interstrand cross-link repair; protein ubiquitination
Cellular component (GO): nucleus
Molecular function (GO): protein binding; ubiquitin protein ligase activity
Source: RefSeq, a predicted model, not a curated record
AUUUUUUUUUUUUUUUUUUUUUUUAAAAAAAAAUUCCUUCUUUAAUAUAUUUAAUAAUGGAAUCACAACUUACAGAUGAAGAAUAUGAUUUCCAAGAACCCAUUAUAAUACCUACUGAUAGUUUUAUAAGAAAAAGAAAACAAAUGGAGAAUGAGGACGAUGAAGAAGAGAAUGAGGAUGAAAAUGAGGUGACAUUGUGUCCACUAUGUCAAACUAGUUGGACUAACACAGGCAAUCAUCGCAUUGUCAAUUUAAAAUGUGGACAUGUUUUUGGUAAAAUUUGUAUAGAUGACCAUAUAAAAGACAUGAUGUCGAAAUCUUUGAAUGCUACUUGUCCUACAUGCCAUAAAAAUAUAACAAAAUCUGAACCGAGAAGAAUAUGGCCAACAAAGUUAAUACCCGAGAAUGAAGACGAUCUUCAGUCCAUAAGACAAGAAAUACAAAAUGCAAAAGAAACUUUAAAUCAUCUAAUUCAACAAAAUCAAGUAAUCAAGGCAGAAAUUAAUCAAUAUAAAAUUCAGUUAAAUGAACUUCAACCUUUAAAUGUCAUACAAGAUCUAGUGAAUAACAGUCAAUUCACUGUGCCAAAACAAGAUAAAAAACAAGGACAAUUUAUAUUACAACAGAAAAUUGCAUUACCAAAAGAAAAUUACGGUAUUAUAGAUGUAUAUCCUUUUACUUGUAUGGCCGUUGUAUCUACAUACAAGUCAUCCAAUCAGACUUAUGGAUUAAGGAAGUUUAAUUUAUAUGAUCCAGCAAUCACAGAAUUUGUACCUACAAAUCAUACAGAUACAAUACGCGAUAUAAAGCAUGCAUCGUCACAAGAGAUGGUCUUAACAACUGGUGAUGAUAAAACACUUAAACUGAUUUCAGUAUCAAAAAACCUUGUUGUUCAAUCAUAUCAACUAGACGCACCCUCACUCACUUGUUGUUUUGAUGAAAGAAAUUCAAAUUUACUUUAUUGUGGAUUAGUAACAGGAGAAGUAAUGAUGUAUGACAUUCGAAAUACAAAGACCUAUUUGCACAAGCUAAAGAAACCAAUAUCCCCACGACCUAUUCGAUCUAUUUUUUCAUAUCAUCAUUCUAUUAUUUGUUCAGAUGAUAGCGAUUUUUAUACAUGGUCUUUAAUGACUGAAGAUGAUAGUACAUAUCAAUAUAAUUCUCUACAUCUCGACUCGGACAAAAGGAAUGAGUUUAUUUCCGUGAGCUAUCAUGAUACUACCUUCUAUACAGUAACUUGGGAUCAAAUAGCACAGGAACAAAAUCAUUGUGUUAGCCAUAUAGAUAAUAAUAAUAAUCAAAUAGCACAAGAUUGGACGUUUACAACUAAAACAGUCCAACAGAAAGAAAGUCUUUGGAGGAAUACAACACAUUUUAAGAGAGAUGAUGACAUUUUAAUUUGCUACUGUCAUGGUGAUAAUCAGAUUGUAAUAAGAGAUAAAGAAAAAGAGGUUCAAUCAUUUCGUAUUGAUGGAGAUAGAAUUAAUGAUGUAGUACACACAAGCAUAAAUCAGUCUGAACUUCUAAUAACUUUAUCAAAUAAAGAAUUACAAUUAUACAAACUUUCAUAAUUUACAUUAGCCAAUAAAAAUUCAUAAAAGCAUGAAUAGACAGUUUUAUUAUUAUUAUUAAAC